AUGACGGUUCAGCGGAUCCCGACAAUCACCUUCGCAACUUCAUUAUCUCUUAAAGAUGAGGCACUGGAGUGGUAUCACACCCUCCCCCAAAAUUCGGUUGAUUGCUUCGCCACCGUAGAGGCUCUAUUUCGUAAACAGUAUGCUACUAACCGGAGGCCAAAAAUGACCCCCGCUGAGCUUGUCAACACCAAGCAGGGGAAAGAUGAAACCCUGAAGGCCUUCAUGCAAAGGUACAAUGAGACGGCCCGACGUGUGAAGAACGUAAAUCACACGUUCAUAAUCAGUAAUCUACCUUCCUGCUUACGUCCAGGGUAUUUCGCUGAACAGCUAUACGUAGAUCCUCCCAAAUCCAUGGAGGAACUCCAGACAACGAUCGCAAAUUUUAUCCGUAUUGAGGACCUCAGGAACUCUCGGAAAAAACAACAGAAAAGUCCGACCAAUAAUAAUAGGAAGGACAUAAAACGGUCGUCUAACAACCCUAAAAAUGAUCGACCCCCUCGAAAAGAGUCAGGAUGGACACCCAAGUACGAGCGUUAUACGUCGCUCAACGCACCCAGGGCAAAAGUGCUCGAAGAGGCCUUGCAUGCUGAACUCCUGACCGUUCGACAAAAGGCUACUCCAAAGAACGCUGACGGCA
Messenger RNA from Vigna umbellata (rice bean), 637 nucleotides. RefSeq lists its product as uncharacterized. NCBI's taxonomy places the organism in Eukaryota, Viridiplantae, Streptophyta, Magnoliopsida, Fabales, Fabaceae. The record is from RefSeq and is a predicted model, not a curated record.